Hyposmocoma kahamanoa is the source of this 770-nucleotide messenger RNA. RefSeq lists its product as uncharacterized. Lineage: Eukaryota; Metazoa; Arthropoda; Insecta; Lepidoptera; Cosmopterigidae. The transcript has a single exon. The coding region runs from base 101 to 556 and encodes 151 amino acids. The record is from RefSeq and is a predicted model, not a curated record.
GUGACACAGGGUUUCCCUAGUGCGGGGCUAUGUUGAGUGUGUGCGUUAUUUAUUAUUUAUUAUUAUUAUUAACUCAUUUGAUUUAUGAGGAGAUGGCUACAUGCCUCACUCAAAUAGAACUGUACUAAAUUCUCGUCCCCUCACCUCUCUUUCCACUGAUCUCUUAGAUUUUUCCGCUCUCACUCCUGCCCACUUUUUAAUUGGACGUUCGCUUAUGUCCGUUCCUCAGCCGCAGGUUCCUGAUACGAACAUCAACCGCAUUGAGAGAUUCAGACGAAUUGAGCUGCUGAAACAACACUUUUGGAAGCGCUUUUCCUUGGAGUACGUUACAUUGCUUCAAGAAAAGACGAAAUGGCGAACUUCAACUAAGAAGCUGAAACUUGGCUCUCUUGUUCUCGUCAAAGAAAAGGCGUUGCCACCACUGCUGUGGUGUUUAGGACGAGUCACUCAGCUCUACACUGGCAGCGAUGGAGUGACUAGAGUCGCGGAGUUAAAAACUAAGAGAGGCACAAUACAUAGAGCCUUUAAUAAUAUUUGCCCUCUUCCAGUUCUUUAAAGUCUUCACACUUCAACCCGGGGAGCAUGUUGCGAACCGGUCUUAUACCCGCUCGGCACGAGACGCGGGGGAGGACGACACGGCGAGCGGCAGCGGCGCAGGGGCACUCGCCUUAUCGACAGCCACCGGCGACGGUCGAGCCCUAUUCAUUUAUUAUAAACGAGUACACAUAUGAUUGAGACGGCGAAUAUACCAGUCCUAUUGUAAUACAGUC